AUGAAUCGGUAUUCCCCUGACCCGUCCGCCGUACACCGCUUUGUCCACAGGGUGGCGAUGAAGAGCUCCGAGCUGCUGUACCUGUACGGGGGGCUGGACCCCCGGGUUCGCUCCCUGGUAUUCAGCGUGCGCUGCUGGGCCCGGGCCCACAGCAUCACCAGCAGCAUCCCCGGGGCCUGGGUCAGCAACUUCUCCCUGACCGUCAUGGUGCUGUUCUUCCUCCAGAGACGCAGCCCUGCCAUCCUGCCCACCCUGGAGCACCUCAGGGGCCUGGCAGGCCCCGGCGACAGGAGCGUCAUCGAGGGGAACGACUGCACGUUCGUCAGCGACGUCAGCAAGGUCCAGCUGCAGAGCAACACAGAGACGCUAGCGACACUGCUGCAGGAGUUCUUCGAGUUCUACGGCAGCUUCGCGUUCAACAGGAUGUCUAUAGACAUCAGGAAGGGGAAGGAGCAGAACAAGCCCGAGACGUCGGCGCUCCACAUCCAGAACCCGUUCGAGCCCACCCUGAACGUGAGCAAGAACGUCAACGCCGCCCAGCUGGGCCGCAUGGUGACCCUCUGCCAGGAGGCGGCCUGGAUCCUCCAGCAGCAGGAGUUCAGCGCCCCGCCCGCCGCCCGGGACGCGGGCCCCAGCGGGGGGCACGCCACCUGGGGCCUGGCCGCCCUGCUGCUGCCCUCCGACCAGGCGGGCCGCACCACCAAAGGCCGCCAGAAGAAGAGGAUGGAGCCGGCCAGCGCCAGGAUCAAGAGCCUGCUGGAGAGUCUGAAGAGCCCGGCGCAGAAGAAGAAGAGCUAGGCUGGAGGGGGGGGGGAGAGAGAGGGGAGGUGACCAGGCUCUCCACCAGAGGGUGCUGUUCACAACCCUCCAUCGUUGGACUGUUGGUAGAGUGGUGACGGGCCACAAGCGGCCACUCUCGUCCUGGCCCCGAGGCAGGGCCGAGGCGGGACGGCGGACUCGGCGACGUGACUCUGCGACCGAGCGGUUCCGUGAUAGGCAGAGACUCUGUCUCCAUGGCAACGACACAACUCCACUUAAAGACGUGCUAAAACCGAAAACUUUGCACGCGCGUAUGUCUGUUUUUUUGUUUGUUUACUUAGGAAGUAAAUGUACAUGGCUUGUUGUGUUGUCAAAUAAAUGUCCUUAUACAGGAUGGACUUUUCAAACGUCACUGCAAAGCGGAGGGAAAUGAUUUUGUGCUGAAGUUGAUUCCAAUAGGUAGGAAAGGACGUUGUCGCUGUGGACUCCAUACCGUUUUGGGAACGACCCGUUCCGCGGUCCAAAAAGGAUGACGCAAUCGAGCUAACGCGUUUCCCCGAAGAAUGUUGCAACUCUUCCAGAGCCCCAUGCCGUCGGUCAGCUUGUCUUUGGAUCGGGCCUUGUGGUGUGGCUGAAGAAUGGACUGACCUUUCCCAAAAAGCGACUGGUUGAGCAAGCAUGCUGAAACUGUGGACAGGCACAUUCCACUUAGAACACAAGCCGCCUAGUAAACAGAGACAGAGGUUUCAACUCGGUUUCCAGAGUUUGCUCUAAGUGCCGGAACGCCGAUCGUGGCAUUCCCGAUCCCCUUUCGCUCUCUUCAGGACAUUGCAUUAGCAACUGAACCCCGAAACGCGAUCGUUCUCCAGGUAUUUUUCCGACAUUUUAGAGCCACGAUAAACAUACUCUCAUCUUCCGUUCAGCCUAAUUCUUUGGCACUCGGGCGUUCACGAAUGUACGUGAGCGUGGUCUGCGUGUGGGUGAUGGGGAAAGUGUGUGUGUGUGUGUGUCUGAGCCCAGCGUCCCUGGAGGCUGUUCUCCGGGAGCUGGAGUGUGCGUCCCACAGCUGUUUUUCCGCUCGGAGCAGAGCGAGGUCAGGGGGGGUGAGGAGAUCAAGUUUUAACGGUUCCUUCCCUCCGCCGCGGGGGCACGGGAGAGAGCGCGGCCCCCCCCAUCCCUAACCCCCCCCCCCCACCCUGCCCCG
Molecule: messenger RNA, 1963 nt
Organism: Hypomesus transpacificus
Lineage: Eukaryota; Metazoa; Chordata; Actinopteri; Osmeriformes; Osmeridae
Product: mitochondrial poly(A) polymerase
Cellular component (GO): mitochondrion
Molecular function (GO): poly(A) RNA polymerase activity
Source: RefSeq, a predicted model, not a curated record